Pneumocystis jirovecii RU7 is the source of this 1842-nucleotide messenger RNA. RefSeq lists its product as uncharacterized. The record is from RefSeq and is a predicted model, not a curated record. Lineage: Eukaryota; Fungi; Ascomycota; Pneumocystomycetes; Pneumocystales; Pneumocystaceae. The coding region runs from base 1 to 1842 and encodes 613 amino acids. Gene Ontology annotation, biological process: mitotic sister chromatid cohesion; maintenance of mitotic sister chromatid cohesion. Gene Ontology annotation, molecular function: double-stranded DNA binding. The transcript has 9 exons. Gene Ontology annotation, cellular component: chromatin; SMC loading complex.
AUGGGGGAGUGGCACAGUGUUUUUUGGGCGGUUGCAGAAGAGCUUUUUACAGAAGCACGGCGGAUCCGGAGAAUUUGCAUGGGAGAAGAGGGAUUCAAGGAAUACAGGAAGCUGAUUACAACGGGAAUCGGAUGUCUAGAGGCAGUACUGCAGAGGGAGUCGAUUCCAGUAAAAGUCGAAAUAAGGACGAGAUUACGGAUGGCAGAGGUGAUUUUUGAAGAAACAGACAAUCUGGGAGAGGCAGAAGAGGUUCUAAGCAAAGGGGUUAUUUUAGCACAAAGAGAGGAAAGUGGGGAACUGAGGAUGAAAUUUGCGAUGCAGCACUUGCUAGUACGUAUUCUUAUGGAAACAUCGGGAAAAGCAGGGAAAAUUAUGAUCAAAAAAUGUAUAGCAGAGGCGGAAGAACGGGAGGCCAUCGAUUGGGUCUAUAUUUUUUGUUUUUUGGAGUUUGAUGUUUUAUCAAGGGCAGAAUGGCGAGAUACAGAGCGUGGAGGACGGAUGUCGAUCCUGUCAAAGAUUCAGCAAGUUUCUCGCAAUCAGGGAGACCAAAUGGUGUAUAUAGUUGCAUGCCUUCUUGAAAUUUACGUUAGGAUUGAGCAAGAAGAGUAUUAUCUGGCAAGGCAGAGGCUAGAUCAUAUAUCAGAGAUACAAGCGGGAUUUAAGGAUAUUUCUACACUCAAUUUGGUCAAAAUGAUCUUCAGUGUUUUCCUAAACAUAAUGCAAGGCUAUAGAGAAGCAGCAGUGCAUGAAUUGAAGGAUUUACACAGUGCUCUUGACGCACUUGCUCAAUACGAUAUGGAUCAUUCACCUCAAAAUGCUAUUGAGAUAUCAUUGGGAUCAGAGGGUUGUUCUAAGUUGGCGAUCCAUUGGUUCAAUAGACAACAGCUUUUCGUUUACGGUCAUCUUUUAGCCGGAAUAUGUUAUCUUCCAGAUUAUACUUCUUCCAAAGCACAAGUUUUCCUAAACGAAGGAUUGGAGAUGUUAAAAUGUAAGCACUUUGCUUAUAUACCGUAUACAUGUCAAUUAUUAACGAGAUUUAAAGACAAUCUUGUAUAUGAUUCAUUUUUAUCGAAUAAUUUGCGCACAAAUAGAAAUUUGGAUUGGUUUAGUAUUACACGAGAAUUAUGUUUGAUUUAUUAUUGUUUUGCAUUAAUGUUGAGAUCCGAUUUUGACAAAGCCUUUGAAUAUAUUCAAGAUCUCGACAAGUAUUCAUCGUCUUUUAAUAAUAACACAAAAGCGUUGUACAUGCUUUUAAAAGGGACAUAUGCACAAUUUACUGGUCAGUUAGAUAUAGCAUUAAAAGCAUACGAUUCGAUACCUGCAUCUAUUCAAGCAAUCUGUUUACUGGGGAAUCUUAAUUCAGCCCUUAUUUUUCAAGGAAAUAAAUUACAUGACAAGAGACGAGCACAUGAAAUUCUUAAUCACAUAAAGCCAUUAUGUCAAUCGUCAAAUUUUACUCAACUGCGAUUUGCAUGGGAUUUAGUUAACGGUUCCAUGGGAGAUGAUGUUCUUCAUUCAAAAAACUGUUUGUUAUCCGUUGUUUCUACAUUUGAAAAACACGCAAAUAAUCAACUACGAGUUAUCGCUUCAAUAGUUUUGUGUUAUUAUUUCAUUAUUCAUUCUGAAACCGAACAAGCGGAAAAAAUACUUAUAUCUGCGUAUUUGCUUUCUAGAAAUGCUGGAAGUAACCUUUGGGCUUUCAUGAGUGGAGAACUAUUGGAAGAAUUAAUGAGAAAGAAAAACAGAAAAAUAAAGGCAGAAAAACAAUUGGGAUUAAAUUUAAAACAUAAAGAAUGCAUUUUAGAUUUGUUUAAUCAUGCUCAUGUGAUAACUAUUGAUUAA